Messenger RNA from Colletotrichum destructivum, 1752 nucleotides. RefSeq names its product Putative tannase/feruloyl esterase, alpha/Beta hydrolase. NCBI's taxonomy places the organism in Eukaryota, Fungi, Ascomycota, Sordariomycetes, Glomerellales, Glomerellaceae. The record is from RefSeq and is a predicted model, not a curated record. The transcript is spliced from 2 exons. Bases 1 to 1752 code for a protein of 583 amino acids.
AUGCCCUCUCCCUACUGGGCCCUCGCGGCGGUCGCUCCGGCCUUUGUCAGCGCUGCCACGCUCGCCGACGUCUGCACGACAGCCCACGCGCAAGAAGCCCUCCCCGCGGCCGGCUUCAUCCCCGGAAUCACCAUUGACGCCUCCUCGGUAGAGACGUCAGUAGUCAGCAACGCCUCCGUCAGCUCCGAGUGGUAUCCGGCCAGCACCAUCGCGUACUGCAACGUCACCUUUGCGUACUCCCACGACGGCCUCGCCGACGACAAGGUCCACGUUACUUACUGGGUGCCCGCUCCCGACAGCUUCCAUAACCGAUACGUGUCGACCGGCGGCGGCGGCCUCGCCAUCAACUCUCAGAGCCAGUACAUCCCCACGGGCAUUAUCGUCGGCGCCGUCUCGGGCAUCACCGAUGGCGGCUUCGGGUCGUUCAACACGCAGUGGGACGCCGUGUUCCUCGCGGCCAACGGCACCGUCAACUGGCAGUCGGUCUACAUGUUUGGAUACCAGGCACACAACGAGCUGGCGACGCUCGGAAAGGAGUUCACCAAGAAGUUCUACAGCGUCGGCGACGACCAGAAGAUUUACUCGUACUACCAAGGCUGCUCCGAGGGUGGUCGUGAGGGUUGGAGCCAGGCCCAGAGGUUUGCCGACCAAUUUGAUGGCCUUGCUAUUGGCGCACCUGCGUUCAGGUACGGACAGCAGCAGGUCAACCAUCUCUCGGCCAACGUCAUGGAGCAGACGCGCAACUACUUCCCUCCCUCCUGCGAACUCGAAAAGAUCCUCAACCUAACCAUCGCCGCAUGCGACCCCCUCGACGGCAAGACCGACGGCGUUGUCUCCCGAUCAGACCUCUGCAAGAGCACCUUCGACUUUAGCACCACCGUAGGCCAAGCUUACUCCUGCGAAGCCAAGACUGGUAACAGCGGCCCCGGCGGCUUCGACGGCCUCGAGCGCCGCCAGAUGCCCACGAACCCGACUCCGGCCCAGAACGGCACCGUUACCGCCGAGGCCGCCACCCUCGUCGCCGAGUACUACGACGGACUCCGCGACUCCGAAGGCAAGCGUGUCUACCUCAGCUACCAACCUGGCUCAGCCUUCACCGACGCCGGCACCGCAUUCGAUGAGGCGACGCAGACCUGGGGCCUAAGCAUCUCUGGCCUCGGCGGCGAGUGGGUGGCGCGCUACCUCCAGCUCCGCGAUACCAGCACGCUCGAAUCCCUGGCCAACGUCACCGCCGACACCCUCCGCGACUGGAUGCUCCUCGGCAUGAACAAGUACGCCGACUCCCUGCAGACGACGUACCCGGACCUCGGCGGCAUCCGGGCCGCCGGCGGCAAGAUCCUCCACGUGCAUGGCGAGCAAGACGACUCGAUCCCCGCGGGCUCGUCGGUGCACUACUACGAGUCCGUCCGCGGCGUCAUGUUCCCGGGCCAGGGCCUCAACGAGAGCUCGGCCGCGCUCGACGAGUUCUACAGGCUGUACCUGGUGCCCGGCGGCGCCCACUGCGGGUCCAACGCGAACCAGCCCGGCGGCGGGUGGCCGCAGACGACGCUGCAGACGGUGAUCGAGUGGGUGGAGAAGGGCAGCGCCCCGGACAGGCUGAACAACACGGGCGUCGGCAUCGACUCGCUCUGCCGUUGGCCUCUGAGGCCGCUGUGGUCCAACGACGGGGCGGCGUUCGACUGCGUCUACGACCAGGCCUCCAUCGACAGUUGGAAGUCCACGUUUGAUGCGUUCAAGGUAACAGUCUACUAG